CCCUCAGUGACCUCACCAAUCCCUCAACUUUUCUCUUAUCUACUUAUUCUCUUCCAUCCUUCCUUUACAAUCUAACAAGUAUACGUCAGUUCAUCGCCAUCCCAUCAUGCCAGGCCCAGCUCCGAACCUUUUCAGCUUUCAAGAUACUGAUGCCCUGGCCAAGCAAUUACGGCCCUAUGUCCUCCGCAAUCAAAACGCGGCCCUGAGCCGUCACAACACUUUCCGCGUCGCAGUAUCUGGUGGCUCUCUCCCUACUGUUCUCGCGAAAGCUCUCCUCGCUCCCGGAGAUGGUACCCCAGAGGAUACUGCUCAAUUUUCCAAGUGGGAAAUCUUCUUCGCAGACGAGCGCGCUGUCCCUCUCGAUCACGAGGACAGCAACUACCGUCUUCUGAAGGACGAGCUACUUAGCAAGAUACCUUCAGAACUCGGCUCACCCAAUGUGCACACGAUUGAUGAGAAGCAUGUCAAUGGCGACCCUCAGGAGUUGGCGGAUUUGUACCAGGAAGAGCUGAUGCGCUCCUUUGCGGCCAAGGACAGCGUUAAGCUGCCCGUUUUCGACCUCAUUCUUCUCGGCUGCGGACCAGAUGGCCACACUUGCAGUCUUUUCCCUGGACAUGAAUUGCUACGGGAAAAGGAUGCGUGGGUGUCUGCUAUCAGCGACUCUCCGAAGCCGCCACCAAAGCGCAUCACACUCACAUUGCCCGUCGUCACGCAUGCUGUGAGUAUCGCCUUCGUCGCCACUGGUGGAGGAAAGAAGGAUAUUCUCAAGCAAAUCUUCGAUGCAGAGGAAGGGAGGAGCCUUCCGUCUGCGCUGGUCAACCAGGGUGGGGGUGAGAAAGUCAGUUGGUUCACCGAUCACGCGGCUGUUGACGGUGUUGCGUUUCCAAGACGGGGAAGCCUGUAACUGAGUUGGACUACUCCAUGGGCUAGAGCUAAAAAGUAUUGGUCAAAUACUAAUGUUCCAUGCGUCCACCUGUAUGUUUACAUUAUAGAUUACCCAGGCUAGCAUUUUACUUUCUUUCUCCGUGCAAAAUAAG
Molecule: messenger RNA, 1037 nt
Organism: Aspergillus nidulans FGSC A4
Lineage: Eukaryota; Fungi; Ascomycota; Eurotiomycetes; Eurotiales; Aspergillaceae
Product: 6-phosphogluconolactonase
Exons: 1
Coding region: 107-904 (265 amino acids)
Biological process (GO): carbohydrate metabolic process; pentose-phosphate shunt
Molecular function (GO): 6-phosphogluconolactonase activity
Source: RefSeq, a predicted model, not a curated record